AAAUAUCUGGAAAAUCGAAUGGCCAAACCUAAAGCAAAAAAAAAAAACUUCUUUUAACGAGAAGAUAAAUAUCAAUCAGUUCUCAAAUUAGCAAAAAUGGCGUGCACCAGGACAAUUAUACGUUGCUCGGCGUUUGUAACAGAGCCAUGGGUACCUUUUCAUUUUCAAAAUCGAGCUCUGUUUACCCCUCAAUUCAAGCAAAAUUUGAGCUGUGGAUUUUGUAGCAGAAAAAAACGAAGCAUUAGGGCUCGUAAUUUUCAUUUUUCAAGAUUAAACCGCCUUAAUUGCUCGUAUAAUGAUGGUAAUAAUUUGAAUAAUUAUAGCUCAGCUCCUGAUGAAGAUGAAUUUGAGCAAGAACCUCCCCAGGAAGCUGUUCUUAAGGCCAUUUCAGAGGUUUCAAAGACCGAAGGUAGGGUUGGACAGACUACUAAUGUGGUUAUUGGAGGUACAGUGACCGAUGAUUCUACUAAUGAAUGGCUUGCUUUGGAUCAAAAGGUAAACUCAUACCCAACAGUUAGAGGGUUUACGGCGAUUGGAACGGGUGGUGAUGAUUUUGUGCAAGCUAUGGUUGUUGCUGUUGAGUCUGUAAUUCAGCAACCGAUACCUGAGGUGCACGAUUACCAUGACUAGUUUGAUAGUGAUACUUGAUGAUUUUGUUUCCAACAUUCUCUUUGGAUGACGUACUUGUUUGGUGAUUGUGCUUUCGUCUAGGAUUUUGUAACAUUUACCCAAGUGCUCUGACUAAUAAGAUUCUUGUUAAAGAUUUUUAAAUAUUCUUAGUAAGGAGGACACUUUGGUUUACAUAGUAUCUGGCAAGUUUGUUCGGCUGUCAUGAAUUGCAGUGUCAAGAGUUGCAAAGCUGCUCUAUUUAGUUAUUGCCAAUCUGUUUCGUAUUUCGAUUGUUCUUUUGCUUCAGAAAAGCUUCUUGGUAUCUGAAAUAGAUUAUUGCUGAGCAUAGGCAGCUAUGAUUUUAUUUUGUACACAUAGACAAUGUUAAUUGCUACUUUUUGUUUGACUGAUAUAUUUUGACAAACAGUUAUAUUCAGCCACCUA
Messenger RNA from Mercurialis annua (annual mercury), 1053 nucleotides. RefSeq lists its product as uncharacterized. Bases 97 to 630 code for a protein of 177 amino acids. The transcript has 4 exons. The record is from RefSeq and is a predicted model, not a curated record. Lineage: Eukaryota; Viridiplantae; Streptophyta; Magnoliopsida; Malpighiales; Euphorbiaceae.